GAUAUUCAAUACAAUGCUCUCUAAACUUCUUCACAUUUGUUACCAAUCAUAUUUAUAGCCCCUUGCUCGAAAAUAGCCGUUUCUAGCCGUUGGGGGUCAUUAAAUGCCCUGAAGGACGCGAAGCUCAAGUUGCAGGAUUGUCAGGAGAGCCGGCUUAACUUCCUAAAGACGGCUUAACUUCCUAAAGCCGGCUUAAACUUCCAGAGCCGGCUUUGCGGGAUUCUUGCACAUUCUGUUUUCCUCGAGAGCCGGCUGCAAAACUUUGAGCCAGCUUUGCAACUCCGACUUUAAAUACAUUAAAUAAUCUUCAAAUGACUCGACCGUUGUGCAUUAAAUGCACCCUCACAGCCGGCCACAAAGCCAGAGCCGGCUUUGCGUCUUUUCUCCGCACGCGCCAAACAACAGUCUUCAAAAUUUUUACCUAUAGAGCCGGCUGCAGCUUCUAGAGCCGGCUCUCUGCACUUCCAUUUCACCAGAGCCGGCUGCACUUUACUAGAGUCGGCUGCACUUUACCAGAGCCGGCUCUCUGCACAUUUUGAAUCCUUUUGGUCUAUUUUUAAUGCAAUCCAAGUUUACUUGCAAUAUUUUAGCAACUUAACUACACACUUAAAUAAACCAAUUAGUCACUGAAAUGUGUUUUGUAAUCAUCAAAAUCAUAGGAUCAUUUCAUCGUUGUAUUUGAAGUCUGUGGCUACGCAAGGAGACUAUGGUCAAGCAAGGACCGGAAAGGAUUUCUGGCUCGUAGUUUUUUUUUGUGCUUGUGUUUUGUGAGAUUCUAUAGCACUUUCAAGCUAAGUAUUGUGAUAUGUGUGAAGGUCAAUUUUGUAUAUAUAUGGGUUAGUAUUUCUUUUUAUUAUACAGGCUAUAAAAUGUCUAAGCGAGGUUGUGUGAAUAAUGAUGCACUUUGCCUUAGUAGUUGAACUAGAGUUAUAUAGCAAUUACUCAUAGAGAUUGAAACAAGUUUGUAGCGUGUGAUAUGUGAUAUGUAUUUUUGUUGUAGGAACCUCGUAAUAAUAAGUUAAAAUUUUUUUG
Rubroshorea leprosula is the source of this 1032-nucleotide messenger RNA. The record is from the annotation of a GenBank genome assembly. Lineage: Eukaryota; Viridiplantae; Streptophyta; Magnoliopsida; Malvales; Dipterocarpaceae.